This is a messenger RNA of Zychaea mexicana, 2532 nucleotides long. RefSeq lists its product as uncharacterized. NCBI's taxonomy places the organism in Eukaryota, Fungi, Mucoromycota, Mucoromycetes, Mucorales, Lichtheimiaceae. The record is from RefSeq and is a predicted model, not a curated record. The transcript is spliced from 3 exons. Bases 42 to 2462 code for a protein of 806 amino acids.
UUUUUUUUUUUUCAAAAAAGCGCGAUCUUUUUUAUUAUACCAUGAAAACUUCCCAAUUCGUCUCUACCACUGUGGAGCAUUUUCCUGAAAACGGCAUAUGUCAUAAUGUAGCAUAUGAAAAGCAGAAAACAGACAAGGAUUAUACGAUCGAACCACGAAUAGCGCUGCACUUGUGCAAAGAUCUGUUAAUUCAUGCACAACUGGCUGAAAACAACACCACGCUUGAACUGCGGCCACAUACUUUGACGGAUUCUUUACAAACAACAUUGCCUGUCAAGAUCGUUUACUCUUCUCCGAUUGUUUCUACCAUUGUAUUGAAUGACGAUGGCGACAAUGCUUUAUACUGCUGGCUGAUUUCUCAGGACAACCAAAUCAUUCGACAUCGAUUCGCGUUAAACACGCUCUUUACAGACGAAUCGGCCGAGCCUCAAGUUAUCGUGCGACGAUUGACAAACAAAUACAUUUCACUUUCGGCAACUCCACACGGAUUGGCAACAGUAUCCUUCAGCGACGGUUCUAUUGUUCACUAUCAGGAAGAUAAACCUCCUUCCUCCUCGUAUGAGCUGGAUAUUGUAGACAAAGAUCCAAAGCUUUGCUCAUACAUGAUGCAUGGAUCGACAAGUUUCCCAUUACUGAAAUAUCUCAACAUUGCAACGCGUCGCCUAUUAAACUGGAACAUCGACGUAGAAGGAUCCAGCACUCAGGCACGCACCACAGUAUUAGCAUCAUCACCUAAGGCUGAUAUAAUAGCUGGAGUACGAAGAGAUCAUAGAAUAGUCACAUGGACAUGGGCGAAUGGCGGAUUGGACCGAACCUUACUGGAGUUGCCACAGUUUAACAACAAUGGCAAGUUGGUUGAUCCAGAAGAUCAGGACAUGACUUACCAACUACCAGGCAGUUUUACACCCAAGCACCUGGCAAAGAAGGGAGAAUUUCAGCAAAAAGAUGAUCACUCGUACGAUGUAAAGAUACUAUCACAAAGUGAUGACACCAAGAGCCACAAGGCAAUUGCCUACGUCGAUACACAGAGCGAACCAUUCUUUGCACUAUAUGAUGUCAAGGAAUCCAACGUGGCAGUACUAUCGAAUGUGAUCAUGACACCAAGGCACCUUGCAGGAGAGUUUCUCGGAUUUGACGCUUCGCUAGAAAAGAAGAACAAACUUCGAUUAUGGACAAUCUGGCAAGAAGCAAAAACGGUGUUCGUCAUGUCCUCCACCAUCGAGCUCGUCGCGGGCGACCAGGCUCCACAUAUUAGCCGACCAAAUUGGACAACGGACUCAUUCAGCUCAACAACAAAUCACCGUGCUACAAUCGCAACAUAUAUUGUGGAUAAAAAGGAUCUUUUGGUUGGUAUAUCAAACGAAUUACGAACUGUGCGUCACCUUGAUAAGCUGGAGGAUGUGUAUUUUCACCAUGGAGAAGCAACAGCUGGUGACAAUGACGACGAUCGGGUUGCCAAAGCUCUGGCGACACUUAGUAGUAUGUUGAUCAGCAUUUAUCCGCAUGCGCGAUCAAAUCUGGAAACAGCCUUGCGUGACAGCUUUUCCAAACCGUACAAUGCGGCCAACUUUUACAAAACACACUUCGAAAGCAACCAAGCACUUAAUGUCCUGACAACAUUUCCUGAAAUUGACAAGCCGACAGCAGCAUCUCUUGUCCAGUUAAUAAACGAAAAUCAACCUGAUUUCCAGCAUACCCGUGCAGGAAAAACGACAAGCGCAUUAGUAAUUGAAGCCGUUGCCAACAUUAUCACCAAUCGAUACGAUCUGUUUUUCAGCUUAUUCCUGGUCUUGUGUGGAGACAAAGCCUUUCAAUCCGAAGCGUCAACAACUUGGGAACUGUUACGUAAUUUGGACUCACUACGAUGGAUGCCACGGCAUGUAUUUGAACGCCUGGUUGAACCAAUAGUCGUUCCAACAGACGCACGCUUGGACAUCGGUUCUGCAGCAUACUAUGCAUUAUCGAAAACAGGCGACGUGAUUGAAAACUGUGAUGCGUUGGCUAAAACUGGUGAGGCCGGUGUAGCUUUGGAUAUGGCACGGAUAUUCCUGGACAUGGAAGGUGGCGAUGGACAAGGCGAAAAGGCUGAGAUGCUUCGAGCUGUCAAAUUUCGCAGCUCGCUUGCCAGUCAAGAUUUCGAUAACGCAAUCAGUAUUCUCUCGCGAAUGACCGAAGAUAAUGAAAAAGACACCCUGAUUGAAUGUUUACUUGAUGCAGCAUACAAUGAGGAAAAGUAUCAAGUUAUUAGCAAGCUGUCAUUACGCCCUACAAUAGUGGGAAAGAUCAUUCGUGAUCGUGCCAACAAGCAACAAUCACCAAUAUCCAAAAGAUUAAGCUGGUGGCAAGUUGGAUACUCGUAUUUUACAUUUGCGAAGGAUGAUGAAUCAGCAAAAGAAUGUAUGCGGGAACAUUUAAAACUGGUUGGAUCCACGGAUGAAUUGUUGAAACAGUUCUUUGCCUAAUUAGUUGUAUAAAGAUUUAGCUUGUAUACCUUAAACUAGCAUCGAUAAUAAAUAUGAAAAAUAUGCACAU